AUGACUUACGAUUUUAGAUUUUCAACAACCACGGUUGACGAUGCCAUGAUGAGAAUCAUGCCCGAUGCAGCGCUCAAAAAUAUUGCAUGCGUUGAAGAGUAUCCCUCGGUCAGAAAGUUCCAGGAGCGCUGCGUGUCAAUCAUUGCGGAUCUCUGGAACUCCCCAACCUCUGAUCCAUUCGGUACUGCAACAACGGGCUCUUCCGAGGCUGUUAUGCUGGGUGGUCUUGCAAUGAAGAGCAAGUGGCAGCGCGAUAACCGGGAAAAUCCAGAACAACGACCAAACGUGAUUAUCGGUGAGAACGCGCACCUCUGUGUCAAGAAGUUUGCCGAUUACUUUGAUGUGGAAGCUCGAUUCAUUCCAGUAUCUGAAAGAACAAACUACUCGAUGAGCCCAGAGGCUGUGAGGAGACGUAUUGAUGGUGGUACCAUCGGUGUGUUUCUAACACUUGGGACGACCUACACUGGCCACUAUGACCCGAUCGAGCAAGUUUCCAACAUGCUCGACGAGUAUGAGCGCGAUACUGGAAUUGAUGUUCCCAUUCACAUUGAUGCUGCAAGUGGUGGAUUUGUUGCACCGUUUACCUCGAGCAAUGAAAGUUUCGUUUGGGACUUCCGUCUGCCACGCGUCAAGUCAAUCAAUGCAUCUGGUCACAAAUACGGACAAGCACUCUUGGCCGUCGGCUGGAUAGUCUGGCAGGGGCUCCUACUCGAGUCUUCGUACCUUCGCGGAACGCAAACUGCCUACACCCUCAGCUUUUCGAAGUCAAGUGCCCCGAUAGUCUCACAGUACUAUCAAUUUUAUCAGAAGGGUUUGGCCGGGUACCGCAGGCUGAUCAAUCGCUACCUUGACAUUGCGAAACUAUUGAGUCUGGAGUUGGAGAACACCGGAUACUUCGUCUGUUUGAGUGGUUCUACUGGACGUUCCAUCUGCCGCGAGGGAAAUCACAACAUGAAUCCCGGCAUUCCGCUUGUUGUGUUUACACUUUCUGAAGGUGCCAAGAAAGAUUAUCCUACGCUCGACAUGUCAGCUCUUAGCGACGCGGUACAUGAGAUGAAGUUUUCGAUUCCACAUUACACCAUUAAAGGAUGGGGAAAUGGUGGCUCGGAUGCCCAAGUAAUGAGAAUUGUCGUGCGCGAGGACCUCACUCUGGAGCUCAUGCAAAAAAUGAUGGAUGUGAUCGUUGAAUGUGUGAAGAAAUUGACAAGAGAAUAG
Penicillium manginii is the source of this 1215-nucleotide messenger RNA. RefSeq lists its product as uncharacterized. Lineage: Eukaryota; Fungi; Ascomycota; Eurotiomycetes; Eurotiales; Aspergillaceae. Gene Ontology annotation, biological process: L-glutamate catabolic process. Gene Ontology annotation, cellular component: cytosol. Gene Ontology annotation, molecular function: glutamate decarboxylase activity; pyridoxal phosphate binding. The coding region runs from base 1 to 1215 and encodes 404 amino acids. The record is from RefSeq and is a predicted model, not a curated record. The transcript has 6 exons.